Corvus hawaiiensis (hawaiian crow) is the source of this 3602-nucleotide messenger RNA. It is a transcript of the gene EPHX4, whose product is annotated as epoxide hydrolase 4. NCBI's taxonomy places the organism in Eukaryota, Metazoa, Chordata, Aves, Passeriformes, Corvidae. Gene Ontology annotation, molecular function: hydrolase activity. The transcript has 7 exons. The record is from RefSeq and is a predicted model, not a curated record. The coding region runs from base 61 to 1065 and encodes 334 amino acids.
CUGGCGGCGGCGGCGCUCCGAGCCCCUCCCGGCCGGCGGGGACGGCGACGGCGGGGCCCGAUGGCGAGACCAGGAGCUGCGUGCCCUCCGCCCGCCCGCCGGGUGAUGGUGGCCGCCCGGGCGCUGCUCUUCUGGGCACUGGUUUACAGCUACUGCGGAGUGUGCGCCUGCAUCGCCGGGCUGCGGCUGCUCUGGAGCAUCGGCCGGCGGCCGGGCGAGACCUUCCGCUGGGUGGUGCGGGAGAACCCCCCCUCCUGCCUCAACGACCCCUCCCUGGGCACCCACUGCUACGUCCGCAUCAAGGAUUCAGGGUUACGAUUCCACUAUGUGGCUGCUGGAGAAAGGGGCAAACCACUCAUGCUGCUGCUUCAUGGCUUUCCAGAAUUCUGGUAUUCUUGGCGCCAUCAAUUGCGGGAAUUUAAAAGUGAAUAUCGAGUGGUGGCCCUGGAUUUGAGAGGUUAUGGAGAAACAGAUGCUCCUCCUCACAAAGAAAAUUACAAGUUAGAUUGCCUGAUAGCAGACAUAAAGGAUAUUUUGGAAUCUCUAGGAUAUAACAAGUGUGUGUUGAUUGGCCAUGACUGGGGAGGAAUGAUCGCUUGGUUAGUGGCCAUAUGUUACCCUGAAAUGGUGACUAAGCUGAUUGUGGUUAAUUUCCCUCAUCCUUCUGUAUUUACAGAAUACAUUCUACGACAUCCAUCACAAUUGAUUAAAUCUGGUUACUACUUCUUUUUCCAAAUGCCAUGGUUUCCUGAAUUCAUGUUUACACUAAAUGAUUUCAAGGUUCUGAAAAGUUUAUUUACCAGCCAGGCCACUGGAAUUGGAAGGAAAGGCUGCAGAUUAACUGCAGAAGAUAUUGAAGCUUAUCUCUAUGUCUUUUCACAACCUGGAGCAUUAACAGGACCCAUUAACCAUUACAGAACUAUUUUCAGCACUAACUUGAAGGACUGUAUCAAGAAGAGUGGCAUUGAACUUGUUUUUCCUUUACUGUCUCCAGUCUUCAGCAGUGAUAAAUGUCCUGCAUGCUUCUCUAACACAAGACCAGCUUCCCAAUAUCCUUUAAAAUGACAAUUCCCUUCUUUCCCUAAACUCAGGCAGUAGAUAUUUGAAGUCUAUUACGUUUCCAUUUUCCAUGGUCCAAAUUUACUGCCACUUCUAUUGUUCUUUCUGUGCCAUCCAUGCUGUCACUAUCAGGAGAGCAAUCAGCAGGGAAAAUACUGUGAGGAAAGCAGGGAUCUGAGCUAGGAUCUGAUCUGUCUUGUACAAGCUGAGACAGAACUGGAAGAAGAAAGCAGAAAGCUAACCCCAAGCAUGGCUGACAAUGGGGAAUAAAUGAGAUGGCUGUGCUGGUAACAGUACAGUGAUUUAAAGCUAUGCAGAGAGCAGUCAAUGACAUCAGCUGGGAUGUCCAAGGGUGCCGGGGCUGCGUGGCUGCCCAGCGGCUCCCUGGCGCUGCAGCUGCUCGGGGCAGGGCUAAUGAGAUGCUGCAGAGGCGUGAGCGCCCCGAGCCCUGCUCGUUCCAUUGGCCACAGCACCUCGCAUCACUGCGUGUGCACAUUAGCCAGAUGCUCCUCUGACAGCAGCAGUGAUGUGUCUGUGAUAGCUGAAUUGCUCUGGGAGUGACAUGAGACAAAUGAAAGAGUUGUGAAUGUUUAAACUAUUGUGUCAGGCCUUUUCAGACUCAAAAAGAAAGCAUAGUAUCAGUUAUAAGUCAGAAAGUAUCUUCACAGCUGUUAAUUCCUCUGUGUGUUUUGUGUGUUUGUUUGUGCCUUGUUUGCUUUAUUCUUCUAAUGAAAGUACACCUGUACUGAAUUCAGAGAACCUUGUUUAUGUGCUAUCAGCCCCAAUGCAGCAGGCUUUGGGCUGGAAAGAAAAGAUCAGUCAUUCAAUUCUUGCCACCAGUUCUGAUGGUCACACCUUAUGGGAUGGGAAUUGUGAAAUGUGAAAACUGGAUUGCAAUUUUUCCUUUCUCUCAUCUAAGUCAUUAAGCAGCACUUGGAUGCUAAUGACUUGUAUUCACCAUAACUCCCAGUGAGCUGAUACUGGUGACCUACAUGUUAAAGGUUUCUAACGCAUUACUAUCCACUUGGAGUUUCAUUCUUCAGAGCCUGAUUUUUCUGGAAUGUUAUUUCCAAAGAGAUGACUGAAAUAACCUACUUCCAUCCAUCACCAACACAUCUUUUCCUACAUAGCACAUUGGUCAUUCCCAUCACUAUACAUUAAAUACAAACACUUUGAGAAAAAAUCCAUAAAGUUUUUCUAUCAUGCUGGGUUAGGAAAGAUAGGUAAGAAGCUGGAACUUGAAUUUCUUCUGAUACGCUAUUUGUUUAGAAAUGGGAUCAGUUCUGUUAUAACAGUUCAGAAGUACUUCGCUGUUUACAGAGAAGCUGUAUAACAAUGCUGCAUGAAUGUCUGAGUGUUUUUCAAAAACUUCAAUAAUGGAACUUCCCUUUCUAAAUGUGAAAUCUGUGCAUUAAUCAUUAUUAAAGGUGAUUUCUAGAAAUUUCAGGCAUGAUAUCAUUUCCUCUAUUCCAGACUGAACAGAAAUAAAGUGUAGUUCACAGGCAAUGAAAAGUGACCAAAAAAGCCUGUAAAAAGCCUGAUAGAGUUUACUUAAGUGAGGCUACAAAUCUUGCAAGGCACAAAACAGUAAACUCUACAGUAGUGAAAACACACACAUGUUAAUAGUGAGAGAUCCAAGAUACUGGAUUAAAAGAUAAAGAGAUUAGUCUAAAUGCACUGAAUCAGAUCAGCAGAUUAUCAGUUUUUUAAAUUGGUACUACGAAUAAGAUGUGGUUCAGUGGGUGACGUCAGGUUGUUUGCAAAAUGAGAUUUAAAUCCACUGGUAAAAAAGGCCAUUUCAAGAAUUUUUGUAAUUCCUCAAUCAAAAUGAAAUUAUUAUCUAAAGUGAUCUUUUAUUAACAUUUAUUGACUUCUCAUGUAAGUAGAGAGGCAGAAUGUCUUCAGUCUCGAUUUCUUUGUCUUAUUUUAAACUAAGACAUGUCAUCUGCUUUGUCUUCCCUUUUUACAGAGCAGAGUCUCUUAACUAACUGCUAAGUUUAAAACUAGUACUUACAUAUAUCAUAAGAGUUUAUUCAGGAAAUCUUUUUUAUACAUUACUGGUUUAAAACAAUCCUGGUUUUGCAUUAAUAUAAUAAAGAUUUGUAUCCGAUCAGAUGGAAUCUGUUUUGAAUUGUCAUAGCUAGUCUGUCACUGUAUGUGGCUAAAAGUAAGUAAUUCAAGCUUAGAUAAAUAUUUUAGCAUCUUUGAAAUGUGCUGGAAUAAAUUCUGAUGGGUUAAUGCUGAAAAGUCUUUCAUUCUAGAUCCUUGUAUCUUUCAUAACGUCUGUAGUAUGAGGUAAUAUUUAUAAAAUACUCAAUUUUAAAUAAUUGUAUUAAGAAAAAAUAAUUAAUUUUUACUGAAAGUUUAAGUAGGUCAUUUUGGUAGAACUUGGAGUCACAGUGGUUUUUUGGUAUUGUAGAAGAUACCGUGGAACCUAGAAAGUUUACAAUGAGAUUCACUGCAUUGAUUUCAAAAGCUGUGUUGACUGAAAUGUCUUGGUGAUUUUUUUAUUAAAAUAAGACCUAACUAAGUGUGUUUUAUUU